AUGUUGGUCGUCAACAGUCGCGAUGCCCUUCUCAGUGGCAAAGGAACGAACGAUGCCGCACCAAAGACCAAUGGCUCCAUGCAUGAGCCAUUCGUCUUUGUUCCUAUUACGCAGUCCGAGGCCGCCAAGGGCAGAGGUGCAGCGAAGCGUAUUGUCAGAGCCCAUGUGACAAGGGUACAGCAUGCCAAAUCCAGCACUCUCAACGGCAUGGACCUUCAAUCUUGGACAGUCAAGCCGUACAUCCAUCGAGACGUCCAGGUUCGUAAGAAGCCUCGAGCGAACGGCGCCGCGGAGAAGAAGGCUCCAGCUGUGAAGACCCGGAAGAGCCCCAGUGUAGAGUCGUCGACAUCUUCAGAUUCCAGUGACAGUUCGAAAGCUCUUGUGAAGAUACCAAGGAUCGCGGACAAUGGAGCGGAAGACCCGUUUUGGUCGUUCCCAGUGGAUUACAAGCCAGAAAUUGCCCCCAUCUUCGCACAUUACAUUCAAAACAUCGCCGUGGACAUUGCUGAUGUCGAUGGUCCAAAUCAAAAAGGCCUUCUCCGAAGGGAGCUCUUUCCUCUUUGCAUGACCGAAGCUUCAACCAUGUAUGCGGUCCUGCUUAUGGGAGCCUCACACUACUGCAUCGUGAAUCCUCACAAAGCAUCACUGAUCGAUCUACUCGCACUUAAGGCACGAGCGCUCUCAGAGAUCAAUUCGGCAUUGACAGACCCCAAGAAAGCAGUCACCGACGCGGUUAUCAUGGCUGUAGCUAAGAUUGCCGCGUAUGAAUCUAUCUUUGGGGAUUCAGAGGUGUUUGCCGCGCACAUGAAAGGCUUGCAGAUGAUGCUCAAGAUGCGAGGUGGUCUAUCGACUCUGGGACUCAACGGCCUGCUGGAGCGAAUGCUAGUCUGGAUCGACCUUAACGCUUGCCAUUUGACUGGACAGACGGUAUUCUUGGGCGGAGACGAUUUUCCUACCAUCGUCGAGUUCGAAGGGCCGGAUCCAUUCCACUUUGCGGGCAUCUCAUGA
Zasmidium cellare ATCC 36951 is the source of this 1008-nucleotide messenger RNA. RefSeq lists its product as uncharacterized. The transcript has 2 exons. The record is from RefSeq and is a predicted model, not a curated record. NCBI's taxonomy places the organism in Eukaryota, Fungi, Ascomycota, Dothideomycetes, Mycosphaerellales, Mycosphaerellaceae. Bases 1 to 1008 code for a protein of 335 amino acids.